Messenger RNA from Panicum virgatum (switchgrass), 1774 nucleotides. RefSeq names its product UDP-glycosyltransferase 89B2-like. The coding region runs from base 131 to 1639 and encodes 502 amino acids. Lineage: Eukaryota; Viridiplantae; Streptophyta; Magnoliopsida; Poales; Poaceae. The record is from RefSeq and is a predicted model, not a curated record. Gene Ontology annotation, molecular function: UDP-glycosyltransferase activity. The transcript has a single exon.
UGUCACCUGUCUGCAGUGGACCUGCGUCCGCUCACUUGCCAAUUGCCAACAGAAAUUGGAACCAACUGAAUGCUUCACGAGUCGGUCGCCUGGUCACCGGUCAUAGUCCACACUGCACCUAGUGUCCGCCAUGGCGGCGACAGCGCCCACCGUUCGCCCCACCACGCCGGCAGAGCCGCACGUCCUGGUUGUCCCGUACCCGGCGCAGGGCCACAUGAUCCCGCUCCUCGACCUGGCUGGCCUCCUCGCGUCCCGCGGCGGCAUCCGCCUCACCGUCGUCGCCACGCCCGCCACUGCCCCGCUCAUCGCGCCGCUCCUGGCCGCGCACCGCGACGGCGCCGUCCGCGCGCUCGUCCUCCCGUUCCCGUCCCACCCGGCCCUCCCCGCGGGCGUCGAGUGCGCCAGGGACGCGCCGCCCACGCUCUUCGCCGCGCUCAUCGUCGCCCUCGCGGGGCUCCGCGGCCCGCUCGCCUCCUGGAUCCGCGAGCGAUCGGGCACCCCGGACCGCGUGGUCGCCGUGCUCGCUGACCACUCCUGCGGGUGGGCGCAGCCGCUCGCGGCCGAGCUCGGCGUCGCGGGGAUCGUGUUCUCGCCAUCCGGAGUGUACGGCUCCGCCGUGCUCCACUCGCUGUUCCACCGGGCGCCGAGGCGAGAGGACGAGGGCGACGACGAGAGCCCGAUCGGCUUCCCGGAUCUUCCCGGCGCCCCGGCGUACCCGUGGCAGCAGCUCUCGCUGCUGUACCGGACGUACAAGCAGGGCGACGAGGUCUCGGAGGCGGUGCGGCAGAACUUCCUCUGGAACCUGGAAGGGUCGUCGGCGUUCGUCUCCAACACGUUCCGGCGGCUCGAGGAGCGCUACCUCCGCGCGCCGCUCCCGGAUCUGGGCCUGAGGCGCGUGCACGCGGUCGGGCCGGUGGCGCCGGAGCCCGAUGCCGCGGGCGGGCGCGGGGGGGAGACGGCCGUGUCCGCAGCCGACCUGUGCGCCUGGCUCGACAUGUUUCCGGAGGACGGCUCCGUCGUGUACGUCAGUUUCGGGAGCAUGGCCGUCCUGCAGCCGCCCCACGCAGCGGCGCUGGCCGACGCGCUGGAGCGGACCGGGGUGGCGUUCGUGUGGGCGGCCGGGACGACGGCGCCGCUUCCGGACGGAUUCGAGGAGCGUGUCGCGGCGGCGGGCGGCAGGGGCAGGGUGAUCCGGGGGUGGGCGCCUCAGGUGGCAGCCCUGCGGCACCGCGCGGUGGGGUGGUUCGUGACCCACUGCGGGUGGAACUCGGUGCUGGAGGCCGCGGCGGCCGGAGUGGCGAUGCUCACGUGGCCGAUGACGGCGGACCAGUUCGUGAACGCGCGGCUGCUCGUGGACGAGCUUGGAGCCGCCGUGCCCGUGAGCUGGGGCGGGCUCAGUGCCGUACCGGCAGCGGACGACGUCGCGCAGGUGCUGGAAGCUGCCGUCGGCGGGAACGGUGGCCGGCAACGGGGCGACGUGGUGGCAAGGGCGAAGGAGCUCGCCGCUGAGGCCGCGGCGGCGGUGCGCGAAGGCGGGGACUCGUGGCGGGAGGUGGAGGAGCUGGUGCGGAAGCUGCGCGAGCUCGCGAGCGAGCCAGCAAACAAGAGGAUCUCAGACUCUUUAAGCACCUCAAUUUGAUUCGAGCGAUCCAUGCGUAGUAAUAAGAACUUCAUUCGCUGUACUCAGAUUCUUGCUAUGAAAUUUCAGUUGCUUUAGGCAACGACAUGGAAUGGUGGAAUAAACUUGUGGCACACAGAUGCAUUUGAAGCUGAA